UUACUAGACUAGAGCUAGUCUAUAUCUAUUUAGAUCUAGAUCUAGACUAUAUCUAUAUAUUAUAUUAUGUCUAGAGUCUAGAUCUAGUAGCCUGAUGUCUACAUGAUCAUGGAUGUCUAAUUACUUAUUAAAUCUAGAUAUAUUGAUAUAUAUAUAUAUCAUUAGACAUUAGAUCAAGAGUCUCACCAGUGACCAGUACAUAGAUUUAAUAGAUCUAGAUCUUUAUAUAUAUAUUUUGUACACCAUGGAAUCCUCUAUUUCACAGCAUGAAGCUCUUGUCAAAAAGAAGCUUCAGAGAUUUCUAUGGGAACUAGCUAAUUUUGGUUCAGUCCGUGGCUUCAAACAUUUCUCUUGCUAUUUGAGAGGAAAGGAGGAGUUACUUGUCAGUGUCAAGAACAAAGUUCAGGGAAGUACAACUUCAAUAAUUAACACCACUUUGCCACUACCUCCAGCUAAGAAACCUUUGUGUGCUACAGAUAGUUUUAACUCAUACAACUUACCUUAUGAUAAGAGUUCUAUAGUUUUCUCCCUCCAAACUCAGACCCAACUUAGAGGUAGACAAGACAGAGAGGCAGAUCUUUUGCCAGCAUCACCAUCGGAGGAGGAAUCCCAACCAAAAGAUGAUGUCACAUUAUUCCUUAUAGCUGGCUAUGCUCGUUACUCUUGUCCCUAUGUUUGGGUCAGGUCGAACCAUCGUCGUCUGUUUACACUCUCUGGAGACAAGGAUGCAGACAAGGACAGCCCACUCAAGUUAAAAUCUACAUCUAAAUGGAAGGAUGAAGAUGUGAAAAUAUUUGACAUUGUGGCAGAGAUUGUCAAGCUGUGCACUUACCCUGCUCCCAGAAACCCCUUUGAAGUAGAUUUGGACUACUUUCAUUUCCUGAAACAACCUGAUCAACUGCUAGCUUCAGCAGCCAUGACUUUCUUGCUACAGAAGAUCAUCAUACAAUCCUCAGAAAACAAAGUUUACAUUGCCAAGGUGUUUGAAGAGCUUCAGCUGCUGGCAAGAAUUCAUUUUAAAAGUCUCAGAGAAUUAACUCAAGAAGGGAAGCUGGCAGUCUUGCUUCAACAUAAGAAAGGAGAACAAAAGAAAAAGUCUGCUGCUCUUUUUCAAGUCUCAUCAACAAUGGAUAACCCUAACAUUGAGAAAUCUAGAGACUCAGUGACUUCAUCUGGCCAUCAAAAGUCAUGGUCCACGAAUCCAGCUGUUAUUAUUACACGACCUGGAAGUGAAAUUCCUAAGAAAGUUCAAGGAACAUCAUCGUUUGUUCAUAAUAAUGUGGUGAAUAGCUCAUCUCAACCUGGCUCUGUGAGGCCUCAGUCUUACCCUAAUGUGGUACAUGCCCAGCUCCCAGGUCCAAUGCUGAUGCCAGCUGCACAGGCAUUCCCACCCCCAGCUUCCUCUCAACCUCAGUUGUCCUAUAUACCCUCAUCUGCUCAAUCUGUUAAGGCACCAACAGCACAGUUCCAACCUGGUUGGUCACUGAUGACCCCUUCACCAGUGUCUGUUUCUCAGUCAAUGUAUAACUCCUCAGUGGCUGCACAACCUUAUCAAGAACCAUUUAAGGUCCACAACUCCACACCAGUAAAUGCUUCUGGUAUUACCUAUGGUAAAGGACCUAGAGGAGCUUUUCCUGGUGGCUAUGACAGGAUGCCUGCACCAAGUAUGCUUUGAUAGUAUUUCAAUAUGAAAAAAAAAAGCCAAUAACAGAAUACAAGCACCAAGAAUGCUUUGAUAAUAUUUCAGUGACAACAUUUUGUUAGUAAAUAGUUAAAGGAAUUAUCUUGUUGAUACUUGGCUAAUUUUCACUCUUAUAUAUAUAUAUAUAUAUAUAUA
This is a messenger RNA of Biomphalaria glabrata, 1837 nucleotides long. RefSeq lists its product as uncharacterized. The transcript is spliced from 8 exons. Lineage: Eukaryota; Metazoa; Mollusca; Gastropoda; Planorbidae. The record is from RefSeq and is a predicted model, not a curated record. The coding region runs from base 245 to 1675 and encodes 476 amino acids.